UCCUCGGGCUCCUACCUGCUGCUGGGACGACCCCGACGGAGUCCCCGCCCCGGUUAGGACUCCAACGUCUGGCCUCAGAAUUCGGGGUGAGGUCGUGGAAACCCUGGAACAACCCCCGCACCCCCCCAGCCCGCCUCCAUCUUCACUUCGCUACCCUCACCCCUGCAAAUGAAAACCGUAAAACCCACAGGAGAGAUUUACAAAUAGUGCUUGAGCAUCAUGGAGCUUCUAGGUUCUACUUUAGCGGCAACUUAUGCCCACCCUAGACCAACACCAGCCAGCUUCCUACCAGCCAUCAGUGCCAUGGCCUCAAGCUAUAGGGACUGCUUCCCCCACUGCAAUCUGACCCGUAGUCUGAGCCUGCCUUGGGGACCAAGCACGUACUACAAAGCAGCCUCCAACUCACCAGCCUUGGACCCGUACUGCACCAGAUCUCAGAGGGUGUCCGAGAGCACCACGCUUCCCUUUGUUUCCAACAGAACCACACUCUUCACCAGGUAUACUCCCGAUGAUUGGUACAGGUCCAACUUAACCAACUUUCAAGAAUCCAACACUUCCCGACACAAUUCAGAGAGACUAAGGAUAGAUACAUCUCGCUUGAUGCAAGACAAAUAUCAACAAACGAGAAAAACCCAGGCGGACUCCACCCAAAAUCUGGGAGAACGAGUCAACGACAUAGGAUUUUGGAAAUCUGAAAUCACUCAUGAGUUGGAUGCAAUGAUUGGAGAGACAAAUGAACUAACCGAUAUUAAGAAAAAACUGGAGAGGGCUUUGAUGGAGACAGAAGCCCCUCUUCAGGUAGCCCGGGAAUGUCUAUUUCAUCGAGAGAAGAGAAUGGGAAUCGAUCUAGUUCAUGAUGAAGUGGAAACAGAGUUGCUGAUGGAGGUUGAUAUUAUUCUGUGUUGUCAAGAAAGGAUGAAGCUGCAUUUGGACAAGGCCAUUGCCCAACUGGCAGCCAACAGAGCUUCCCAGCACGAGCUGGAGAAGGACCUGAGUGACAAACAGGCGGCCUACCGCAUCGACGAUAAAUGCCACCACCUGCGAAACACGUCGGACGGCGUCAGCUACUUCCGCGGAGUGGAGAGGGUGGAUGCCACGGUCUCAGUGCCCGAGUCCUGGGCCAAAUUAACCGACGACAAUAUUCUUCGCUCCCAGAGCGAGCGAGCUGCCUCUGCGAAACUAAGAGACGACGUCCAGAACCUGCUGGUGGUGACAGCCAACGAGAUGUGGAAUCAGUUCAACAAAGUGAACCUGGCUUUCAGCAGCCGCAUUGCUGAGACUGCAGAUGCUAAAAAUAAGAUUCAGAUUCACCUCUCAAAGACCCUGCAGGAGAUUUUCCAGACGGAGAUGACCAUCGAAUCCAUCAAGAAGGCCAUCAAGGACAAGUCUGCCUUCCUGAAGGUGGCUCAGACCAGGCUGGAUGAGCGUACGCGGAGGCCCAACAUAGAGCUCUGCAGAGACAUGGCUCAGCUGCGCCUGGUUAACGAGGUGUACGAGGUGGACGACACCAUCCAGACCCUGCAGCAGCGCCUGAGGGACGCGGAGGACACCCUGCAGUCGCUGGUCCACAGCAAGGCCACCCUGGAGCACGACCUGGCGGUCAAAGCCAACUCCCUGUACAUCGACCAGGAGAAGUGCGUGAGCAUGCGCAGGAGCUUCCCCAGCGCCCGGCGGCUGGCGGGCUUCUGCUAGGGCCCCCCUCCCCUGGACCAGGUGUGACGCUCCCCGAGGAAGGCGGAACCAGGGCGCCGUGCGCGCGCGCGCACUUACACGAGGGCUGAUCUAUAUUCACUUAUUAAAGGAUCGUAUUUAUAGACA
Molecule: messenger RNA, 1818 nt
Organism: Balaenoptera ricei (Rice's whale)
Lineage: Eukaryota; Metazoa; Chordata; Mammalia; Artiodactyla; Balaenopteridae
Gene: TEKT3
Product: tektin 3
Exons: 8
Coding region: 220-1692 (490 amino acids)
Biological process (GO): cilium movement involved in cell motility; cilium assembly
Cellular component (GO): nucleus; sperm flagellum; microtubule cytoskeleton
Source: RefSeq, a predicted model, not a curated record